CCAAGAAUAAUACAACAUCCGAAAAGUGUUAAUAUUAUCUAUGGAAAAACACUUACACUGCAAUGUAAUGGAACUAGUAGUCCUAUCGCUAACGUAACUUGGCUGAAAGAUGGCAAUCCACUGACAAGUUAUGAUGAUAUAAAGUUAAUUGAGAACUUUUACGUUUAUAGUCGUCUGACUAUAUCAAAUAUAACUACACAAGAUGAAGGAUUAUAUCAAUGUCGUUACGAUAAUAUAAUAGGAUCAAUCACUAGCGAAGUCGCCACUGUUGCGAUUUACGAUCAUCCAAGAAUAAUACAACAUCCGAAAAAUGUUAAUAUUAUCUAUGGAAAAACACUUACACUGCAAUGUAAUGGAACUAGUAGUCCUAUCGCUAAAGUAACUUGGCUGAAAGAUGGCAAUCCACUGAUAAGUUAUGAUGAUCUGAAGUUAAUUGAGAGCUUUUACGUUUAUAGUCGUCUGACUAUAUCAAAUAUAACUACACAAGAUGAAGGAUUAUAUCAAUGUCGUUACGAUAAUAUAAUAGGAUCAAUCACUAGCGAAGUCGCCACUGUUACGAUUUACGAUUCACCCCGAAUUGUUCAGUAUCCAACAAAUACGUUUGUGUAUGAAGGCAACUUGACAAUGCUAGAAUGUAAUGGAACAAGCUCACCGAUAUCUACUGUUACUUGGUUAAAAGAUGGCAUAGCUCUUCAAAAUUAUAAAAAUAUAACGAUAAUAGAAAAAUUUUAUACGUACAGUCGUCUUGUAAUACCAGAAGUAUCUAAUAAUGACAUCGGGAACUAUCAAUGCCAAUACAAUAACUUUUUAGGAUCAGCAACGAGUAAUAAGACGUUUAUAGAUUUGAUAGGUAAGUUAAUUUGGUUUGAAAAUGUAUUAAAACGAUAUAUUGCAAUAGAUGUAACCGAUACGCCAUAG
This is a messenger RNA of Trichoplax adhaerens, 918 nucleotides long. RefSeq lists its product as uncharacterized. NCBI's taxonomy places the organism in Eukaryota, Metazoa, Placozoa, Uniplacotomia, Trichoplacea, Trichoplacidae. The record is from RefSeq and is a predicted model, not a curated record. The transcript has 3 exons. Gene Ontology annotation, biological process: cell-cell adhesion. The annotation marks the transcript as partial.